This is a messenger RNA of Striga hermonthica, 2667 nucleotides long. The record is from the annotation of a GenBank genome assembly. Lineage: Eukaryota; Viridiplantae; Streptophyta; Magnoliopsida; Lamiales; Orobanchaceae.
AUGUCCAAGGUGAAACACUUUCUGCGCAAGCUUCACAUCGGCGAUCACCACCACCACGGGAGACCGCCGUCUGCGCUCGAUCCUUCCCCUGGGACGGGGUCGCCGUCGCCGCCACAGCCCAUGCCCACCGUCUCGUCUCCGUCGACGACCGAUUUGCCGCAAGCAGUGGUGUCGACGGAGAGCGGGGGCUCGAGCGGGAGUAAUUUCAAUUACUUCGAGGAGGAGUUCCAAAUGCAGCUGGCGCUGGCGAUUAGCGUGUCGGAUCCGGGUCAGAGCCUUGUUGACCCGGAGACCGCUCAAAUUAACGUCGCCAAGCAGAUUAGCCUCGGCUGCUCGCCUUCUCAGAGCCUCUCCGAGUUUAUGUCGCUCCGAUAUUGGAGCUGUAAUGUUAUAAAUUAUGAUGAGAAAGUAAUAGACGGGUUCUAUGAUGUUUGUGGAGAUUCAAAUUUGGUGGUCCAAACAAAAAUGCCAUCACUUGCUGAACUGGAAAGAACUUUUGCAUUGGAUCAUAUUGGUUGUGAGGUUGUUUUAGUGAAUCGUGCAGUUGACAUGGAACUACGGAAACUUGAGGAAAAAGUGCAUUUUAUGACCAAGGGAUGCCAUUCUUUGGACAGGACCUUGAAUACUAAUCUUCUAGUUCAAAAAAUUGCCAGGAUUAUUGUUGAAAGAAUGGGAGGCCCUGUUACUGAUGUUGAAGACAUGUUCAGAAGGUGGAGGGCAAGGAAUCAUGAGCUAAGAAUCUAUUUGAGUACAAUCAUUCUUCCCAUCGGCUCUCUUGAUGUUGGGCAUUCGCGUCAAAGGGCCUUACUGUUUAAGGUACUUGCUGACAGGAUCAACCUUCCGUGUAAGCUAGUUAAAGGAAGUUAUUAUACUGGCACUGAUGAAGGAGCUGUGAACUUGAUAAAAUUGGAUGAUGGGAGUGAAUACAUAGUUGAUCUGAUGGGAGCUCCAGGCACACUAAUUCCGACUGAGCUACCAAGCAGUCUUCCACAAAAUUUUGGGUUACAUGCAAGGAAUAUUACUACUUUUGCCGGUAAUGACUGCAAAUUGGGUACCACAGCAUCUAACGGAAAGGGUGAUAUUAAUUUCUUUACACACCGUGUGGAUGAAACUCCAAAAUCUGUUUGUUUAAGUUCAGAAUCCUCUGCCAUUGCCAUGGAAUCAAAUAUAAAAGGCAGGAAAAUAUCUCAGAAAUUGCAGACAGAGCAGUUGGAGCAUGGUCCUCGAGAUCUUUAUAUGCCACCAAGAGUGUGUGAAGAGUCAUUGCAUGCCGGAAGCAAAAUAUUAAGUGGAUUAGACUCGGGUCCUGAUGAUCCUUCCUGUUUUGCUUCUAAUGCCGCCAGAAAAGCAGAAUUCCAUGGAGAAAUUCCUACCAUAUAUACUGAGGAAAGUGCACCAAAACCCGAAAAUUUGUUUUUGGCCAUGAAUACCAAUGAUUUUAGGGAAGGCAAAGUGCCGGAAAGAAAUGAUCUAAUUUGGAGAGGCAGGGUGGUGGACGAGUGUCAUGCAGAGAUUAACUUGACUACAAAUGAGCACUCUCUUGCACCUUACACUGGGUGGCAGUUAUUUAACCUGUCAUGCAAUAGUAGCGGAGAGCAGACAGCUGCAGGAUUGGGAGCACAGCUGUUUAAACAGGAUUCAGAAGGAAAUAACAUGGAUCUUAAUAUUCCAGAGGAACAAAAUACGCUUGUGAGUGACAGAAAUAAUGGGAUGCUUACAGAUAAUGAUACUGCUAAUGGUAGAGGACUAGUUGAUUUUUCUGGAAGUACAGAAGUUAUGUUAGUAUCUGGCACUGACCAGUCUAAUGCUAACAUGAUCCACGACAUGCAAAUUGAUCCUGUGCUGAAUGGAGUUGCAGAGAUAUUAUGGGAAGAUCUUCAGAUUGGUGAACGCAUUGGUAUAGGGUCAUAUGGCGAGGUCUUCCGAGCAGAAUGGAAUGGCACGGAAGUUGCAGUGAAGAAAUUUAUGAACCAAGAUAUCUCAGCGGAUGCACUUGCACAAUUUAAAUGCGAGGUUGAGAUCAUGUUAAGGUUGAGACAUCCCAAUGUUGUUCUUUUCAUGGGAGCUGUGACUCGACCCCCAAAUUUGUCUAUAUUGACAGAAUUUCUUCCAAGGGGUAGUUUGUAUAAGCUGCUGCACCGUCCAAGUAUCCAAAUAGACGAGAAAAGGCGUAUAAAAAUGGCACUCGAUGUGGCAAAGGGAAUGAAUUAUUUGCACAGUAGCCAUCCAAUCAUUGUGCACCGAGAUCUGAAGACUCCAAAUCUCCUUGUUGAUAAAAAUUGGGUGGUUAAGGUUUGUGAUUUUGGGAUGUCACGUUUUCAGUACCAUACUUUUCUAUCUUCGAAGUCGAUUGCUGGGACAGCAGAAUGGAUGGCCCCAGAGGUUCUAAGAAACGAGCCAUCUAACGAGAAGUCUGAUGUAUAUAGUUUUGGGGUAAUACUGUGGGAGCUAGCUACUCUGCUAGUGCCAUGGACGGGGAUGAACUCGAUGCAGGUGGUUGGGGCCGUCGGAUUCCAGGGUAGACAUCUGGAAAUCCCACCCACUAUUGAUCCCCUUGUGGCGGCUAUAAUAAAUGACUGUUGGAGUAGAAAUCCACAGGAACGGCCUUCUUUUGCACAGAUUAUUACACGACUCAAGGGUCUGCAGCACCUCACUGUAAAGCUGUAG